Molecule: messenger RNA, 2535 nt
Organism: Entamoeba invadens IP1
Lineage: Eukaryota; Evosea; Mastigamoebida; Endamoebidae
Product: protein serine/threonine kinase, putative
Exons: 2
Coding region: 1-2535 (844 amino acids)
Biological process (GO): protein phosphorylation
Molecular function (GO): ATP binding; protein kinase activity
Source: RefSeq, a predicted model, not a curated record
AUGUGCAAUAAAAACGCUUCUGUAUGUGUUAAUUACAACAAUGUCAUUGAAAUCAUCGCAUGCAAAGAACAACAUACAUAUGACGUGGAAAACAAGAAGUGUGUCAACGACAUUUCUUGUUCAAAAUAUUCAAACGACUUCUGUUCAAAAUGUGUUGAUGAUAAUAUGGAAAUGCACGAUGGUAAGUGUGUAACUUGUUCUGUUCCAAAUUGUAAAUAUUGUGAGGGUGGCAAAUGUAAAAAGUGUACAGAGAAUUAUGUGAUACAAACAAAUGGAUUUUGUGUUGAAAAGAGUGAAGUGAGUUGUGUCAAUAGUGAUGGUCUGCGUUGUUUACAGUGCACUGAAAAUUUCUAUUCAAUUGACUCAAUUAACAAAGAAGGGAACUAUCACUUCUGUUUGCCACUUUCUUUGGCGCAAAUAGAAGACUGUAAAUAUUCGAUUAUAUCUAAAUCGAAGUGUAUUGAGUGUUUGGACUCGUUCAAAUUGAAGAAUGGGAAUUGUUCUGAACAAUUUGAUGAAAAUGAACAAGAAACCAAUUCAACUAACAUCAAACAAGACUUGAAAGGUGCAGAGGUAUCAUGUUUCAUAAGAAACAAUAAAGGGUGUGAAAGAUGCAACAAAGGGUAUUACUAUAACAACUGUGAUGGUGAGUGUCUUCUUUGUUCGACAAAUUGCAAAGAAUGUUACAACACAACUUACUGUACUUCAUGCCAACCUGGGUAUUACCUUUCCUCUACUUUUACAUGUGAACCACUUGGCGACCUGUUUACAAAAUGUGACUUAACACUUCCAACAGGUGGUGGAUGUGCUAUUUGCAAAGACCACUAUUACAAACAAAAAACUGAUUGUAUUUCUUGUGAUGAAUCAUGUGGUACAUGUGUAGAGGGUGAUUCAUGUUUAACAUGCAAAGAGGAAUACUACAAACUCUCUGGUAGAGAAAAUAAAUUGUGUGUAUCAUACGACAAUUUGACUAAUUGUGAUACAAAAACGCCAAUUGGAUGCGUAAAGUGUAAUUCUGGUUAUUACUUAGAGAAUUACCAAUGCAAGAAUUGUUCAGAAAACUGCAUUUCGUGUGACAACGCACUAAGUUGCAAAGUGUGUGUAGAAAAGGAUUAUGUUUUAUUCAAUUCAAAGUGUUUGUAUUUCAAGGAAAUUGAUUAUUGUAAAUCUGCUAACAACUCGAAAUGUAUUGAAUGUGAAGGGUAUCACAAACCAAGUGACAUAGGUGAUAACUGUAACAAAGUGACUAAUUAUGGUUUAGUCGUUGGACUACCGAUUUCAGUCACAUUAGUAGUUAUCAUUUUAAUUGUUGUGAUAAUAAUAGUUGUAAUUCUUUGGUUGCAAAAUCAAAAACAAAAGAAAAAAGAGCAAAAUAUUUGCAACUUCAAGAUGAGUCGGUCUAACAUUGAAAUGAUGAAAAUAAGUUCAAAUCUCGUAUCAAACAAGAAAAAAUUGGCUUUUGAUCUUGAUAACAAUGAUCCACUCAAAGUUGAUAAAGAAACAAGGGAUUUGAUUUGCAUUGGAAACGAUUCCAAAAACAACUUGAAGGUACAAUUUAGUGUGAUGGAAGGGUGUGAUUUUUAUGAAAUACAAACAGUACCUUCACUCGUGUCUCUCAAGCCUGGAUAUGCUUGCGAGUUUGAAAUAUUUAUCAAGCCGUUGUGUACUUGUUCUACCAAGGAAGAUGUGAUGAUUACUUCAUUAAAUCUUACAACAGGAAUUAUGGAAAACACAAAAAUACACAUAGAAUUAGAGACUGAACAAACAACUAAAUUGAAUUAUAGAGAACUUGAAGAAGAUGAGAAACUUGGUGAAGGUUCCUUUGGAAUUGUCUAUAAAGGAAAAUACAGAGGAAAUGUAGUUGCUAUAAAAAAGAUGAAACAGUUUGAUAGCAAUGAAAGCGGACUUGAUGAAUUUACAAAAGAAUCUUUAUUCCGAAAAAAGAUAUCUAUGGUCACCGAAUUGGCUUUAUAUGGAUCACUCCAAGAUUUGAUAAAACACAAAAAAAGUGACGAAAUUGAUAUGAAGUUAAAGUUGAAAUUCUUACUUGAUGGUGCAAAAGGUGUUUCAUAUUUACAUGAAAAUGGAAUAUUACACAGAGACAUAAAACCGGACAAUUUGCUUGUAAUGUCUUUGGAUAUCACAGAAAAAGUGAAUGCUAAAUUAACUGAUUUCGGAAGUAGUCGAAAUGUAAAUAUGCUUCAAACUAACAUGACAUUUACAAAAGGAAUUGGAACACCAGUAUACAUGGCUCCCGAGAUUUUGAAACAACAGAAGUAUAAAAAAUCUGCUGACGUGUAUUCUUUUGGAAUCACUAUAUUUGAAGUCAUUUCAUGGAAGGAGCCCUAUUUAAAAGAUCAGUUUAAAUAUCCAUGGAAAAUCGCGGAAUUUGUCAUGGGUGGUAAUCGUCUUAAAAAACUUGAGAUGAUGAGCAAUGAACAAUAUGAUAUAAUAUCAGACUGUUGGUCUCCACAAAUGGAAAAAAGAAUUACAAUCAACCAAGCGGUUCAAAGAAUCGAAAAUUUGUUGAAUUGA